Acanthaster planci (crown-of-thorns starfish) is the source of this 2072-nucleotide messenger RNA. RefSeq names its product guanylate cyclase 1 soluble subunit beta 1 (gene gucy1b1). The record is from RefSeq and is a predicted model, not a curated record. Gene Ontology annotation, molecular function: guanylate cyclase activity; heme binding. Gene Ontology annotation, cellular component: guanylate cyclase complex, soluble. NCBI's taxonomy places the organism in Eukaryota, Metazoa, Echinodermata, Asteroidea, Valvatida, Acanthasteridae. Gene Ontology annotation, biological process: cGMP biosynthetic process; response to oxygen levels.
GGCAGCAAAUUACUCCAUCCCUUGCUCACUGACACGCGUAAUAUAGGAUCCGUCGCCCUCCCAUCUAGGCUAGGAUUCUUGGUAAGGGAAACAAGCGUCUAAAGCACAAUUCUGUGGACACCAGUCCCCAAUCUGAAAUCUGACCGGCCGCCGAUUCCAUAGGUCCCGGUUUUCCUACGACUACACGGUGUGCCCGAUGACCAAACCGCAUGCUGUGUACCAAAUCCUAUGUGGAUCAGAGAAGAGUAAACUGUCAGCCGUUCGUAUUGAUCACGUACACAAAGGACAGGUGUAAGGUUGAAAGAGUGGUACUACCAAAGCCGAAAUCAUGUAUGGCUUCGUCAAUCAUGCCUUGGAGCUGCUUGUGCUGCGCAAGUUUGGCCAGGAACAGUGGGAGGCGAUUAAGCAUCAGUGCCAAUGAUCUGUUGGAAGCCUUCGGUAGGAUGUUCUUCGACUUCUGCCAAGAAUCUGGCUACGACACCAUUCUGACUGUCUUGGGCUCAAACACACGUGACUUCCUGCAGAAUCUGGAUGCCCUCCAUGACCACUUGGCCUCCAUCUACCCUGGCAUGAGGGCACCCUCCUUUAGGUGCAGCAGGCGAGAAAGCGAUGGUGCCCUUGUGCUACACUACUACUCCGAGCGACCGGGCCUGGAGAGGAUCGUGGUGGGCCUUGUUAAAUCUGUCUCCGAAAAACUCCACAAGGGCGAAGUAGACGUAGAGAUUAUCAAGACCAAAGGUGACGACUGCGACCAUGUUCAGUUUGCCAUCUUGGAAAAGAGCCGGGAAGAAGAUAAGUCCACUGUGCGUCAAGACUACAAUACUAUGGGUGUCUUUUCAGCGGAGCCUAGAAUCAGCCAAGCCACCUUCUGUCGCAUCUUCCCCUUCCACAUCAUGUUCGACUCAAAUAUGGUCAUCCACCAGUGUGGUAACUCGGUUUUACGGCUGCUUCCCUGCCUGGGUUCAGACCGAUGUGACAUAACCAGCGUUUUCAAUUUGGUGCGCCCUCACAUGGACUUCGCCUUCAAAUCGAUCCUCAGCCAUCUGAACACAAUUUUCGUUCUCCAAACAAAGCAUGGUCUGGAGGGCAUCAGUGAAUCCCUGGCUAAUCACAGACUGAAACUCAAGGGGCAGAUGCUCUACAUCUCGGCCUCCAACGAGAUCCUCUUCCUCUGCUCGCCUCACGUAGUCAAUUUGGACGAUCUGCGUAGGCGUGAGAUGUACCUAAGUGACGUGCCCCUCCAUGACGCCACACGAGACCUCGUCUUGGAGUCCGAGAAGUUUGAGGCAGAGUACAAGCUGACCCAGAAGCUGGAGAUUCUAACUGAUAAACUACAGCAGACAUACAGAGAAUUGGAGACUGAGAAGAGCAAGACAGACAGGCUGCUGUAUUCGGUUCUUCCGGCAACAGUAGCUCAGGAGUUGCGCCAUCGACGACCGGUGCCUGCAAAGAAACACGAGUUGGUAACCAUCAUGUUUAGUGGUAUCGCUGGUUUUGCUGACUUUUGUCACCGCAAGUCAACUGAUGCCAUGGUCGUUGUCAACCUUCUCAACGUCAUCUAUACCAAAUUUGAUGCUGUUACAGAUUUAAAUCCGCAAGUUUACAAGGUGGAGACGGUUGGUGACAAGUACAUGGCUGUAAGUGGUCUUCCCGAGCCGUGUGACACGCACGCAAGCUGCAUUGCGAGGAUGGCUUUGCAAAUCAUAAAAAAGUCAAGGGAAAUUACAGUCGAUGGGGAAUCGAUCGUGAUAACCAUUGGCAUCCACAGUGGUGAGGUGGUGACUGGAGUUAUUGGCACCCGCAUGCCCCGCUACUGUCUGUUUGGCAACACAGUAAAUCUGACAAGUCGGACGGAGACCACUGGAAAGACUGGCUGCAUCAAUGUAUCUGAAUACGCUUACAGGUGCUUGAUGGAGCCCCAAAAUCACGACCCAAGCUUUCACUUUGAGUUUCGGGGACCAGUAGUCAUGAAGGGCAAGAAGGAACCCAUGCAGUGUUGGUUCCUGACUGAAGCAACGGGCGAAGAGCAGAGUAAAGCAGAGCAAUAGACAUCGACGUACACAAUCUCAGCC